This is a messenger RNA of Didymosphaeria variabile, 432 nucleotides long. RefSeq names its product U4/U6-U5 snRNP complex subunit dib1 (gene DIB1). The coding region runs from base 1 to 432 and encodes 143 amino acids. The transcript is spliced from 2 exons. Gene Ontology annotation, biological process: mRNA splicing, via spliceosome. Lineage: Eukaryota; Fungi; Ascomycota; Dothideomycetes; Pleosporales; Didymosphaeriaceae. The record is from RefSeq and is a predicted model, not a curated record. Gene Ontology annotation, cellular component: U4/U6 x U5 tri-snRNP complex; spliceosomal complex; U5 snRNP.
AUGGGUUCCAUAGUCCUUCCCCACCUACGCUCUGGCUGGCACGUCGACCAAGCCAUCCUCUCGGAGUCGUGCCGCGUCGUCGUCCUCCGCUUCGGCAAAGCUGGAUCAGCAUCCGUCAUGCAGAUGGACGAGCACCUCUACAAGAUCGCCGACAAGAUCAAGAAAUUCGCGUCUGUCUACGUCGUUGACAACACCGAGGUGCCAGAUUUCAAUGCCAUGUAUGAGAUCUAUGAUGAGUGUACGGUUAUGUUCUUCUGGCGGAACAAACACAUCCAAGUGGACUUCGGCACGGGGAACAACAACAAGAUCAACUUCGCGAUCUCCAGCAAGGACGAGCUGAUUGAUAUAAUCGAGACAGUGUACCGGGGUGCGAGCAAGGGCAAGGGCCUCGUGGUGUCGCCAAAGGACUACUCGACCAAAUGGCUGUACUGA